Molecule: messenger RNA, 5011 nt
Organism: Manis pentadactyla (Chinese pangolin)
Lineage: Eukaryota; Metazoa; Chordata; Mammalia; Pholidota; Manidae
Gene: ABCC8
Product: ATP binding cassette subfamily C member 8
Exons: 38
Coding region: 134-4912 (1592 amino acids)
Biological process (GO): transmembrane transport; potassium ion transport
Cellular component (GO): membrane
Molecular function (GO): ATP binding; sulfonylurea receptor activity; ABC-type transporter activity
Source: RefSeq, a predicted model, not a curated record
GGGGCGGGGCCCGCGGGGGGGGCGGGCGGGGGUGCGGCUGACCGCCCGCCCGGCGGCGGAGAGCGAGGGACAGAGGCGAGAGAGGCGCGUGGAGCCGGCUGCAGCCGCAGCCGGAGCGCGAGCCCGCGCCGCCAUGCCCUUGGCCUUCUGCGGCAGCGAGAACCACUCAGCCGCCUACCGGGUGGACCAGGGCGUCCUCAACAACGGCUGCUUCGUGGACGCGCUCAACGUGGUGCCGCACGUCUUCCUGCUCUUCAUCACCUUCCCCAUCCUCUUCAUCGGAUGGGGCAGUCAGAGCUCCAAGGUACACAUCCACCACAGCACAUGGCUCCACUUCCCAGGGCACAACCUCCGCUGGAUCCUGACCUUCAUGCUGCUCUUUGUCCUGGUGUGUGAGAUCGCAGAGGGCAUCCUGUCUGAUGGGGUGACCGAAUCCCGCCAUCUCCACCUGUAUAUGCCAGCAGGGAUGGCGUUCCUGGCUGCUGUCACCUCCGUCGUCUACUAUCACAACAUCGAGACCUCCAACUUCCCCAAGCUGCUGAUGGCCCUACUAGUCUACUGGACCCUGGCCUUCAUCACCAAGACCAUCAAGUUCGUCAAGUUUUACGACCACGCCAUUGGCUUCUCGCAGCUGCGCUUCUGCCUCACAGGGCUGCUGGUGAUCCUCUAUGGGACGCUGCUCCUGGUGGAGAUCAAUGUCAUCAGGGUGCGGAGAUAUAUCUUCUUCAAGAUGCCACGGGAAGUGAAGCCCCCUGAAGACCUACAGGACUUGGGGGUGCGCUUCCUGCAGCCCUUCGUGAACCUGCUGUCCAAAGGCACCUACUGGUGGAUGAAUGCCUUCAUCAAGACUGCUCACAAGAAGCCCAUUGAUCUCCGAGCCAUUGGGAAGCUGCCCAUUGCCAUGAGGGCCCUCACCAACUACCAGCGGCUCUGCGAGGCCUUUGAGGCCCAGGCGCAGAAGGACUCACAGAACGCACAGGGCGCCCGGGCCAUCUGGCAGGCGCUCUGCCAUGCCUUCGGGAGACGCCUGGUCCUCAGCAGCACUUUCCGCAUCUUGGCUGACCUGCUGGGCUUUGCCGGGCCACUGUGCAUCUUCGGGAUUGUGGACCACCUGCGGAAGGAGAACCGAGUCUUCCAGCCCAAGACUCAGUUUCUCGGGGUUUACUUUGUCUCGUCCCAAGAGUUCCUUGCCAAUGCCUACGUCUUGGCUGUGCUUCUGUUCCUUGCCCUCCUCCUGCAAAGGACGUUUCUGCAGGCAUCCUACUAUGUCGCCAUUGAAACAGGAAUUAACUUGAGAGGAGCCAUUCAGACCAAGAUUUACAAUAAAAUUAUGCACCUGUCCACCUCCAAUCUAUCCAUGGGGGAAAUGACUGCCGGGCAGAUCUGUAACCUGGUUGCCAUUGACACCAACCAGCUCAUGUGGUUUUUCUUCUUAUGCCCAAACCUCUGGGCUAUGCCAGUACAGAUCAUCGUGGGUGUGAUUCUCCUGUACUACAUCCUUGGAGUCAGUGCCUUAAUUGGAGCAGCCGUCAUCAUUCUGCUGGCCCCUGUCCAGUACUUUGUGGCCACCAAGCUGUCCCAGGCCCAACGGAGCACGCUGGAAUACUCCAAUGAGAGGCUGAAGCAGACCAAUGAAAUGCUUCGCGGCAUCAAGCUGCUCAAGCUGUACGCCUGGGAGAACAUCUUCCGCACACGGGUGGAGAUCACCCGCAGGAAGGAGAUGACCAGUCUCAGAGCCUUCGCCGUCUACACCUCCAUCUCCAUUUUCAUGAAUACGGCCAUUCCCAUCGCAGCUGUCCUCAUCACUUUCGUGGGCCACGUCAGCUUUUUCAAAGAGGCUGACUUCUCCCCCUCCGUGGCCUUUGCCUCCCUCUCCCUCUUCCACAUCUUGGUCACACCGCUGUUCCUGCUGUCCAGUGUGGUCCGGUCUACAGUCAAAGCUCUAGUCAGCGUGCAAAAGCUGAGUGAGUUCCUGUCCAGUGCAGAGAUCUGCGAGGAACAGUGUGCUCCCCGGGAGCCGGUGCCCCAGGGCCAAGCCAGCAAGUACCAGGCGAUGCCCCUCAAGGUUGUGAACCGCAAGCGUCCAGCCCGAGAGGAUUGUCGGAGCCUCACUGGCCCACUGCAGAGGCUGGCCCCCAGUCCAGAUGGGAAUACUGACAGCUGCUGUGUCCAGAUCAUUGGAGGCUUCUUCACAUGGACCCCCGAUGGAAUCCCCACACUGUCCAACGUCACCAUCCACAUCCCCCGAGGCCAGCUGACCAUGAUCGUUGGGCAGGUGGGCUGUGGCAAGUCAUCGCUCCUCCUAGCCACCCUGGGGGAGAUGCAGAAGAUCUCAGGAGCUGUCUUCUGGAACAGCCUUCCUGACAGCAAGACGGGAGAGGACCCCAGAUGGUACACAGCCCUCCGUGCAGCAGUUGUGGGUCACAGGGAUCAUAAAGGCACACUCAUGCUGGGGUUGAGGGAGCUCAAAUGUCUAUGGAGAACUCAGUCUACUCACGUGAACUCUGAAGGUACCUCUUUCCUCCCCGGCUGCAGCCCAGAGCGGGAGACAGCGGCCGACCUGGACAUCAGGAAGAGACACCCCGUGGCCUAUGCUUCUCAGAAACCAUGGCUGCUGAACGCCACUGUGGAGGAGAACAUCACCUUUGAGAGUCCCUACAACAAACAACGGUACAAAAUGGUCAUCGAAGCCUGCUCCCUGCAGCCGGACAUCGACAUCCUGCCCCAUGGAGACCAGACUCAGAUUGGGGAACGGGGCAUCAACCUCUCUGGUGGUCAGCGCCAGCGAAUCAGCGUGGCCCGAGCCCUCUACCAGCAUACCAACGUCGUCUUUCUGGAUGAUCCCUUCUCAGCUCUGGAUGUUCAUCUGAGUGACCACCUGAUGCAGGCUGGGAUCCUUGAGCUACUCCGGGAUGACAAGAGGACAGUGGUCCUAGUGACCCACAAGCUACAGUAUCUGCCACAUGCAGACUGGAUCAUUGCUAUGAAGGAUGGCACCAUCCAGAGGGAAGGCACGCUCAAGGACUUCCAGAGGUCUGAGUGCCAGCUCUUUGAGCACUGGAAGACCCUCAUGAACCGGCAGGACCAAGAGCUGGAGAAGGAGACUGUCAUGGAGAGAAAAGUCACAGAGCCAGCCCAGGGUCUGCCGCGGGCCAUGUCAUCAAGAGACGGUCUCCUGCAGGAUGAGGAAGAGGAGGAAGAGGAGGCAGCCGAGAGUGAGGACGAGGACAGCCUGUCGUUGGUGCUGCACCAGCGCGCCAAGAUCCCGUGGCGAGCCUGCGCCACGUAUCUGUCAUCCGCCGGUGUCCUGCUCCUGUCACUGCUUAUCUUCUCCCAGCUGCUCAAGCACAUGGUCUUGGUGGCCAUUGAUUACUGGCUGGCCAAGUGGACCGACAGUGCCCUGACUCUGAGCCCUGUGGCCGGGAACUGCUCGCUCAGCCAGGAGUGCUCCCUGGGCCAGACUGCCUAUGCCAUGGUGUUCACAGUGCUCUGCAGCCUAGGCAUCGUGCUCUGCCUCGCCACAGCUGUCACAGUGGAGUGGACAGGGCUAAAGGUGGCCAAGAGGCUGCAUCGCAGCCUGCUGAACCAGAUCAUUCUGGCUCCCAUGAGGUUUUUUGAGACCACGCCCCUUGGAAGCAUCCUGAAUAGAUUUUCAUCUGACUGUAACACCAUUGACCAGCAUAUCCCAUCCACCCUGGAGUGUCUGAGCCGCUCUACCCUGCUCUGCGUCUCAGCCCUGGCCGUCAUCUCCUAUGUCACACCUGUGUUCCUCGUGGCACUCUUGCCCCUGGCCGUCAUAUGCUACUUCAUCCAGAAGUACUUUCGGGUGGCAUCCAGGGACCUGCAGCAGCUUGAUGACACCACCCAGCUCCCACUGCUCUCACACUUUGCUGAAACCGUGGAAGGCCUCACCACCAUCCGGGCCUUCAGAUACGAGGCCCGGUUCCAGCAGAAGCUCCUUGAGUACACAGACUCCAACAACAUUGCCUCUCUCUUCCUCACGGCUGCCAACAGAUGGCUAGAAGUCCGCAUGGUCUCCAACUACCUCAACUGGAUGGUGAGGAACCUCGCAGACAUGGAGAUCCAGCUGGGGGCCGUGAGACGUGUGCACGGGCUCCUGAGAACCGAGGCGGAGAGCUACGAGGGGCUGCUGGCCCCGUCGCUGAUCCCAGAGAACUGGCCAGACCGAGGGGAGAUCCGGAUCCAGAACCUGAGCGUGCGCUACGACCGCGCCCUGCGGCCGGUGCUGAGGCACGUGGACGCCCUCAUCUGCCCGGGGCAGAAGAUUGGGAUCUGUGGGCGCACAGGCAGUGGGAAGUCCUCCUUCUCUCUUGCCUUCUUCCGUAUGGUGGACAUGUUCGAAGGGCGCAUCAUCAUCGACGGCAUCGACAUCGCCAAGCUGCCACUGCACACUCUGCGCUCACGCCUCUCCAUCAUCCUGCAGGACCCUGUCCUCUUCAGUGGCACCAUCCGAUUUAACCUGGACCCAGAGAAGAAGUGCCCCGACAGCACACUGUGGGAGGCCCUGGAGAUAGCCCAGCUGAAGCUGGUGGUGAAGGCACUGCCAGGAGGCCUCGAUGCCAUCAUCACAGAAGGUGGGGAGAAUUUCAGCCAGGGCCAGAGGCAGCUGUUCUGCCUGGCUCGGGCCUUUGUGAGGAAGACCAGCAUCUUCAUAAUGGAUGAAGCCACAGCUUCCAUCGACAUGGCCACGGAAAACAUCCUCCAGAAGGUGGUGAUGACGGCCUUCGCAGACCGCACCGUGGUCACCAUUGCGCACCGCGUGCACACCAUCCUGAGUGCAGACCUGGUGAUUGUCCUGAAGCGCGGCGCCAUCCUUGAGUUCGACAAGCCCGAGAAGCUGCUCAGCCAGAAGGACAGUGUCUUUGCCUCCUUUGUCCGUGCAGACAAGUGACCUGCCAGAGCCCAAGUGCCAUCCUAAAUGCCCCCUGCCCCCACCCCCUGCCUGGGUUUUCUAACUGUAAAUCACCUGUAAAUAAAGAGAUCGGCUGUU